UUUUCGAAAAGCGCGCCAAAAUUUCUUCUUUUUGCUUUCUCACUCUUUCUAUCUUUCUUCUUUUUUUAUCUUACGAAUUCCAAUUAUAUCGGUCAAUCAAUAUUAAGUUAAAGUGUGUAUUCGAGCGUAAUCGAUUUUAGAAUAUAUAUACACACACACACAUACAUACAUAUAUAUAUAUUCCAUUUUUUUUGUUGAAAUUGAAUCUCGAUAAAACGAAAUUUGAGGUUUAUUAAAGGUUUAAUGCACGGAUAUAUACGCAUAUAUAUCCAACGAGAUCGUUCUUGUGAGAAUUAUUACAAGAUAAAGUUUGUCGGUGUUCUUUUUUCUUUUUUAGUUUGAUCUAUACGGUUAUAUAGGUUAUAUAGGAUCUUGAUUUUUCUCUUCUUGUUCAAAGAAUUUCUUACUCUUACUUUCUCUCAUCUCUCUCUCUCUCUUUCUCUCUUUUUCUUUUUCUUUCCUUCUCUCUUUCUUUUGAAAAGUGAUUUCAAACGAUUCAUCGCGAAAAGAUUUGUCAAAAGGACUUGGAAAGUUUCUUCGAAGUCGACAUCUCUUCAGCUGUUCGUGAAUCAUGCCACGGGACUUCUUGAUUCGUUUGGAGAUGCCCUUUCUGUUGUAAGUCGAUCCUGACCAAAAGGAACUGGGGAUUCAGGAUGGGAAAGCUUUUGAGUCUUCUGGCUCGGGACGAGUCUACCUGUUGCACGCCUCAAAAGUACGACGUCUUUUUGGAUUUCGAAAACGCACAGCCCUCGGAUAUCGAGCGUGAGACAUUCGAUGCCGUGCAAAGAGUCUUGAAAAAUUCUGAAUCUAUUUUGGAGGAGAUCCAGUGUUACAAAGGUGCAGGGAAAGAAAUAAGAGAAGCAAUAUCGGCCCCUACGGAGGAGUGCCAACGAAAGGCUUACUUGACCGUAGCACCGCUCGUAGCGAAGCUCAAAAGAUUCUACGAAUUUUCUUUGGAAUUGGAAAGCGUAGUACCGAAAAUACUCGGACAAUUAUGUUCAGGAAAUUUAACGCCAACGCAACACCUGGAAACGCAGCAGGCUCUUGUGAAACAGCUCGCUGAGAUCCUCGAAUUCGUUUUGAAGUUCGACGAGCACAAAAUGAAAACGCCGGCUAUCCAAAAUGAUUUUAGUUACUAUCGUAGGACCUUGACGAGGGCAUCGUUGACACGACAGGACAAUGCGGAGAAGGACCUCGUUGUUGGGAAUGAGUUGGCCAAUCGAAUGUCCUUGUUCUAUGCCCACGCAACCCCAAUGCUACGUGUUCUCAGUCACGCGACCAUUACUUUCUUGAUGGACAACGAAGAUAUACCGAGGGAGAAUAUUACUGAAACUCUUGGGACGAUGGCUAAGGUCUGUCUGAGAAUGUUGGAAAAUCCCAAUCUAUUGGCCCAGUUUCAACGUGAAGAGACUCAACUAUUUGUAUUGAGAGUUAUGGUAGGCCUGGUGAUACUAUACGAUCAUGUUCAUCCUCAAGGUGCAUUCGUCAAAGGUUCGAACGUUGACGUCAAGGGUUGCGUGAAGUUGUUGAAGGAUCAGCCGCCGUACAAGAGCGAGGGCCUUUUGAACGCAUUACGUUAUACGACGAAGCAUUUGAACGAGGAGAAUACACCGAAAAAUAUAAAGAAUCUUUUAGCAGCAUGAUUGCCAAAACAACGCGGUUGCUGCAUCAGAAGUUGAUUGUCGGUGGCCGCGCGUAUUUUGGUACGAAAGUUUCUCAAGACGAGGUCUCUAUCGUUUUUUAUCGGCGUCUUACGACGGACACAACGAGUUAGCUGUGAGAAUGAAGGAAUGAAUGAACGGAAUGAAGAAAGGAAGAAAGAAAGAAAGAAAGAAAGAAAGAAAGAAAGAAAG
Vespula pensylvanica (western yellowjacket) is the source of this 1853-nucleotide messenger RNA. RefSeq names its product CYFIP-related Rac1 interactor B. Gene Ontology annotation, biological process: regulation of actin filament polymerization. The coding region runs from base 654 to 1643 and encodes 329 amino acids. Gene Ontology annotation, molecular function: small GTPase binding. The transcript is spliced from 7 exons. The record is from RefSeq and is a predicted model, not a curated record. Lineage: Eukaryota; Metazoa; Arthropoda; Insecta; Hymenoptera; Vespidae.